Colletotrichum truncatum is the source of this 522-nucleotide messenger RNA. NCBI's taxonomy places the organism in Eukaryota, Fungi, Ascomycota, Sordariomycetes, Glomerellales, Glomerellaceae. The record is from RefSeq and is a predicted model, not a curated record.
AUGGCAUCUGACGAAAUACCUCGGAAGCUGUGGGAGCAUCCCAACCCCAACGAUACAGAAAUGUAUCGGUUCUUGGAAUCCGUGAAUUCCACCUUCAGCCUACAGCUAAAGACUUUUGAUGACCUGCACAACUGGUCGAUCUCCAAUCGUUCCAAGUUCUAUGGCCACCUAUUUAAUUAUGCCAAUCUCAUCUAUGAAGGUCAAGCGACAUCAGUGGUGGAUGAGUCUCUACCUAUAGAUGCCAUCCCCAAGUGGUUUCCUGACGUAAGACUCAAUUGGGCGGAGAACAUUCUCUUCUCUCGCAAGUCUUCUGACGCCAUCGACUAUCAUGGAACGACGGGCAAGGAAGAUGCGAAGUAUGCCGUGACUGAGAUCCGGGAAGGGAAUACAGGCGAAGUAAGAAACCUCACCUGGGGCGACUUUAGAAGGGAUACAGGGCGUUUAGCUGCCGCGAUGAAGGCACGCGGGGUGAAGGAGGGCGACCGCAUCGUCCUUGUGGGUGCCAACUCUAUCGAGACAUGA